Molecule: messenger RNA, 942 nt
Organism: Oncorhynchus masou masou (cherry salmon)
Lineage: Eukaryota; Metazoa; Chordata; Actinopteri; Salmoniformes; Salmonidae
Product: protocadherin Fat 1-like
Exons: 3
Coding region: 148-942 (264 amino acids)
Source: RefSeq, a predicted model, not a curated record
GUCUGAUUGGCUCAGGUGCUGGAGAACAGCAUUCGGCGUGUUGUACAUUUACAUGUCCCCAAACGGAUUAAGUCUAAUUCUGUCGUAUGUCCUCUUGAGUGGAUUGUACUGAAAGCAAAACCCUUAAUUUCCGUUCUCUGCAAGUUAAUGGACAACAAGGUAUUUUUCUGCUCCUCCUUCUUUAGGUGUCAGAGCCUAAUCGACGGAUGCUCCCCCAACCCGUGUCUAGAAGGGUACAACUGUACCUUCUCCGGGGGCUCCAUCCACUGCGACCCUCUGCCCCAGGUGUACGCCGGACUGGGCUACAUCGAGAUAGUGGAGAUAUGUGCCAGCUUGAUGGGGGUUUUCUUCCUGGUCGGUGUCUUCGUCUGUGUCCGCAAACGUUAUGUCCAACAGAAGAAGAAACCUGUCUGUGUUCAGGACUCCAACGGUUACUUCCAACCCAGUCUGGCCAAAUCCAUGAUGGCCGACACUCCAAAAGUCAGCCCAAUAGAGAUGAACAUGCUGAUGGGCUCUGGUAACGACCUGGAUAACAUACACAGUCCCUUCAGAUCUCUGAGGCUUCACAGCCAGAUGGACCUGGGGCUGGGGUCCCAGGUAAGCCUAAGGGCCGGGAAGCAGAAGCCUCAAGGGCCCGUGGUGUGUAGUGUGGCCCCCAACCUCCCUCCUACACCUUCAUCCAUCUCUGACAAUGAGUCCAUCAGGAAACACCACUGGGAUCAGGAUUAUGAAGUCUACCCUGCUGAUCCUGACUACUACGGUCGACCCAACCCUGCGGUCCAAGAGUACCCCCAGGUCCAGGAGUUUCCCCAGUUCGACAUUGUGGAGGACACCUACGGCUCUGUGACCGCAUCAAUAGACUCACGUAGAAACUCUCGCUUCGGCGGAUUCCGUUUCCUCUGGAGCGCUCUGACCGCCGCGCUCCCUUACCCCCUGUUAUAG